Prunus armeniaca (apricot) is the source of this 798-nucleotide messenger RNA. The record is from the annotation of a GenBank genome assembly. NCBI's taxonomy places the organism in Eukaryota, Viridiplantae, Streptophyta, Magnoliopsida, Rosales, Rosaceae.
AUGGACAGAAGGUGGAUACAGAACCCGAACAGAUGCGCAGACGAAUACUUGGAUGGAAUCGAGGAUUUUAUUGAGUUUGCACGUAGACACAACCCGGGUGCAACUAGAAUCUGUUGUCCUUGUAGGAGAUGCAACAACACGUUGUGGGAGACAAUUGAAAAUGUUGGAUUUCAUUUAGUAAGGAAUGAAAUGAUUGAGACAUAUAGCAUUUGGAACCUUCACGGGGAACAAUUAGAGCAUGCUUCGUCUUCAAAUGCCACAAGAGUGGACAAUGUUCAACCUAUUGUGGAUGCUAAUGAUCAAGUCAUGGAUAUUAUACAUGAUGUUUUUCCAUUUGCAUCGACCAACAUGAAUCAAGAAGAGCAAGAUGAUGUGCCUACACCAAUAGACAGUGCGGAGGUGCGAGAGCUUUUCCGUUCUCACGGCCAUUAUGGAGCUAAUGCACGGAAAAAUAAAGUAUCGUAUGCGAACCUGUGUUUCGAUUACUUUUUGGGGGUUUUCAAGAGAAUGCUUCCGACGGACAAUUGUUUGCCGAAAGACCAUAAACAGGCGCAGAAGGUGUUGAAUGGUCUUGGAUUGGGUUAUGAAAAAAUCCAUGCUUGCAAAAACAAUUGCAUGUUAUUCUACAAAGAGCAUGAAUCGUUGGAUACAUGUCCUAUAUGCAAUGAGUCGAGGUUCAAGAUGACAUCUCAGAAUAGGACGACUAAGAUCCCACAAAAAGUCAUGCGUUAUUUGCCCCUAAAACCUAGGUUGCAGCGAUUGUAUAUGUCGACGCAUACUGCCACAGACAUGAGAUGA